AUGCCCUCAACCACGCCCGCAUCCCUCAAGAUCAACAUCAUCUCAGACACUGUCUGCCCCUUCUGCUACCUCGGCUAUGCGCGUCUCCUACAAGCGCUCAAGACACUCGACUCGCCGGCGGCCAGCAUCUCAUGGCAAGCAUACCACCUGAACCCACAUGCCUCCACCCAGUCGGAGCCUGCUAUGGAUAUCCUCGUCCGCAAAUUUGGCGAUGAGAACAGAGUCAGAAUGGUGCAGGACCGCAUCAAGACCAUGGGACAGGAGCUGGGUCUGAAUUUCUCCUUCGAGGGUCGAAUGGGCCACACAAGGGACUCGCAUCGCGUCAUCCAGCUCGCGAAACAGAAGAACGUCGAGAAUGAGGUGAUGAGCGAGAUUAUGAAGAUGUAUUUUGAGGAGGGUGGCGACAUCACCUCGGCAGAGGAUCUCACCCGCGCCGCUGUCCAGGGCGGACUCGACAAGGAGGAGACCCGGACGUGGUUGUCGGAAGGCAAAGGCGCGGCCGAGGUCGAUCGGGAGGUGGAGGAUGCCUAUGAGCGUGGCGUACGCGGUGUGCCGCACUUUGUGAUCAACGACAAGUGGGAGAUCAACGGCGCGCAGGACCUGUCUGUCUUUGUCGAUACCCUGAAGAAGGCGCAGUCGUCGUAG
Messenger RNA from Emericellopsis atlantica, 645 nucleotides. RefSeq names its product thioredoxin-like protein. Lineage: Eukaryota; Fungi; Ascomycota; Sordariomycetes; Hypocreales; Bionectriaceae. The record is from RefSeq and is a predicted model, not a curated record. The transcript has a single exon. Gene Ontology annotation, molecular function: oxidoreductase activity. Bases 1 to 645 code for a protein of 214 amino acids.